CAUGCGGUCUCUUGGUUUGGUUAUGUACGUAGUUAUGUUAGUGUAAACAAAGUAUAUGUCUAUGAUAUUUAUACUGUGGCUUGUAGUAAACAGUGGCAGAGGAAAUAAGUUCAGUUGGCAUAUAGACAAGACAAAGUGUGGUAAUAAAAUGCGGGAUUUUGUCCUUCAGAGUCCGGGAGUUGCCUCAGAUCCAAUUUUGCAAUGCCAAUCAGAACCACAGUCACAAGGCAGCAUGCCCCCUCCAUCUUACCACAGUGUCCCAGGCACUGUGGUUGCUCACACCUCUUCAGACCGAGGAGCACCUCCAUCUUAUGAUGAAGCUAUUGAUCCACAUGCACCUCCACCUUCUUAUGAUUCAUUGUUUGGACGAGUUCGUGAGGCACACAAAGCAUCCAAGGGAAUGAUUGACUUUUUAAAAAAUGUUAUCUGUUUGCUUUUGGGAACAAUUGGUUGCAGCAUUGUCCUAGGUGUGACGAUUGUCAUUCCUAUUUGCAUGAUUGCCAUGGGUUCCAUCUACUUAUAUGACUGUCCACAGGGUGAAUACAUUCCAAUAUACCUGCUUAUUGGAGGUAUUUUUGGCAUUUUAAAGCAACUGCUUGAUCUUUCCGCAAAAGUAAGACAACGUGAAGAGGAGCAGGAAGAAGAACGAAUCCGCCAGUCACCCACACAAACGGUCAUAAAUUGUUUUAUGCUUGGGUGGUUUAUUAUAGGUUCAGUUUGGGUGUACAAAGAAUAUGAGCCUAACUAUGACCCAACACGUGGGAAGUAUUGCAACCGAACGCUGUACCUUUUUGCCUUCUGGCUCAUCACAUCAGUGUACGUUGUUCUGGGUGUAAUCACUUUGUGUUUAUGCUGCAUUAGUGCAGCUUCAGUUGCAGUUGAGAGAGAUGUCUAAUUGCCAGCAAUAUGAAGCCUCUCUCUACGAAGAUUUAUAUUGGAUGCUGCUGUCUCAAAGCUGACAGUCUCUUGAAUGAGUGUGAGUGGCAAAACUGUCACAUGCAGAGGACAUGACUGGAACCUGAUUCUUUCAAGCUAAAAAUGACCGUCCCUGGGGUCAGUGAUUAUAAAUAGUGCACACAGGGAAGUAUAAUGGAAGUCUGUACAGCAGCAGAUUAGGAAAUUUCAGUGCCAUAGCUGCUACAGGCUUACUCAAAAUAAAGGAAUAUUUUAGUUUUGCCAGUAUUGUGUCUCUUACCAAGUUGAACCAUGAUGUGGUGCAUGGCCAGUAAAGGUUAAUCAUGACAAUAUUGCUGCUAAGUGUAUGAAAGUUAUAUUUAUAUUACAUAGUCUAGGAGGUUUAUAAGAAACAAAUUUUGGAUGCUGAUAAAUACAAAUAUGGCAACAACAUGAAAUUUAUAGGUAUGUCUUUGGAAAUAGAAACUAGCUUAUAUUAGGUUGGAUUGAUUUGUCUGAAUUUCAUUGUACUAGCUGUUGAUUUUAAUGUCCUGUUUUUGUGGAACAUCAGCAGCUAGAGCUCAUCUCCAAAAGUUUCGAUGUGUUCUUGUAUGUAAUUCAAGUCAAGAUUUUAGUGUAUUGUUUUAUGUCUUUGAUUGUGAAUGAAAUUCAUAGAGUAUGAAAAGUGUGUGUGUUAUUAGUUUGCAAAGGUUUAGUUAUUUAUUAUUUUCAUGUAAAUAAAUUUUCAGAUUUUUUAAAGUUGUUGUAAGACUCAGUAAUACGUUUUGAGUAUUCACUGCAUUCUAGAACAGUUUACAUAGCAUAGCUUCUCAGUUUGGUUACUGACAAUUUCACACUUUUAUACUUAAGAUCGACGUUAGUGUAUAAUUCUUUCCUAAUCUUUGUGAGUGAUGUAGCCAGUUGGCUGGCUGCAAAUAAUGCUCUCUGUGAGUGACCGGUUGUGGUGUGAACUUCUAUUGCAGUUUGUGAGCAAUCAAUUUAAAUUUAUUUGUAGAAUCUGAAGGAACUCCAUGACCUUGCUAGAUACAGGUUUAGCAAUGUAAACAUGCAGAAAUGAAAACAUGUGGCAUGGCAGGUGCUUUUUUUUUAUUGGGGGGGUGUUAUCUAAAGAGGAACUAUUAGCUAGCUAUCCAUGUUUGCAUUUGUACCUUCAUAGUUCAUGCUUCUGAAAUCUUGUCUCUUACUUUUAAGAUAUUACAUAAUGAGGAACUUAAUGAAUUGUAUAUGUUGCAUCUUACAAUUAUUGUUCAGGUAGUAAAAUUACACAGGGUGCAGUGGACUGGAUACAUGCCUUGUGAGAGAGAUAAGAAAUACAUAAAUUCUUAUAACUCUUUUUGCAUAGCGUUCAACUUACAGAGCUGAAAACUCUGUGUGGGGUACAAGUCAAACGAUUAACUAUAUGAUUUGUAUUUUUUGGAUACAUUCUUAUUUUAUAUUUUGAAAUAACAAAUAAAAAUGAUGGAAUAAUUA
Cryptotermes secundus is the source of this 2385-nucleotide messenger RNA. RefSeq names its product transmembrane protein 272. The record is from RefSeq and is a predicted model, not a curated record. The coding region runs from base 56 to 895 and encodes 279 amino acids. Lineage: Eukaryota; Metazoa; Arthropoda; Insecta; Blattodea; Kalotermitidae. The transcript has 7 exons.